AUCUUUCCUAAUUUUGCAUUAAUUUCUUCGGCAUUCAUUGUUUUAAGUGUCAAAUUUAAAUUAUCAGACGCAGCGUCCCGGAAAAAAACAUUGUAUAUUGCGACGUCUCUUAGUGCCAGCGAUCGGAAUUAAUUCUGCACAAGAGCAUUUGACAAACUGCUCAAAGGUGUCUGACAAUGGCAGAUAGCCAAGAAUUCUGCCUGCGUUGGAGCAGUUAUCAUCAGAAACUGACUGAAGCUCUGCGGACACUUCUGGACCGAGAAUUAUUCGUUGAUGUUACUCUUUCUUGUGAAGGCCAGUCAAUCCGUGCCCAUAGAGCUAUUUUGUCUGCAUGCUCGAACUAUUUUCAGGACCUAUUUGAAGAAAACAAGCAUCCACACCCAAUAAUUAUACUUACAAAUGUGAGAUAUGAUGAUCUUGAAGCGUUAAUUCAUUUUAUGUAUCAUGGUGAAGUUACCAUAAACACAGAAGCAAUGCAAGGAUUUUUGAGGAUAGCAGAAACCCUUAAAAUUCAAGGUCUGACGUGUAGUACUCCUGCAUCACCUGAACCUGCACUGUCCUCACAGGAUACAGAUGAUGCACCAAUAUCACCAGAGGAUACAAGUACCAAUGAUAAUGCAGAUUCUGAAUCUAAUACAGAAACACAAAAAGAAGGUGCUUCUGCUCCCAAGAAAAUAAAAACAGAGUGUGCAAGUCCCCAACCACAGCCAGAAUCACAAAAACAGCAAGAAAUAAGUAACAUUAUGAAUUCUCUAAAAGGAAUUGGCGAGCUCAUAACAUCUUUACCUCAAAGCAAGUUGAACUCUCCUGGUUGUUUCCUGUACAAUCAAGGCAACAGUCAAAGUUCACCAUUACUUCAGACUCCAAGUGCUUCCUUUAGUCUCACUGGUCGUCCAUUUCGUCACCGUGUUAUGUGGAAUCCUGAUCAAUUACGGAAACUUGAAGAGUGGUAUAAUGCAGAACGCUAUCCCAGUGGUCAAACUAUGAUAGAAUAUGCAAACUUUCUAGCUUCUAUGAACCCCAGUGAAGCAGUUCCUUGUCGACAGAAUGUUGACUAUUGGUUUCAAAACAGAAGACGAAGAGACACACAUCCAGAAGUCGUUCAGCAAAGAGAGAAAAAGAAACUGUCCAAAAACAUGUGGAUGGUACGCGAACUGGGAGGUCAGAAUGGGUAUCAUUACUGAUCGUAAGUUUUGAGAUUAUCAGAAAACUGCUGAUGAAGAAGGUAGAUGGUGCAACCACUAAAAUUUACAAAGAACAAAGCUUCCAAAGAAUAUGUUCGUCUGCAUUUGCUGAUAUGAAAUAUACCACAAACAGGGCUCAAAGGUAAAUGUCCAUCAAGUAUAGAACAAUGGCUUUCUCAUCUGAAGAACCCUUGAGUGAAGAACACUGGAAAGAAGAAGCAUCAAGUGUUAUAAAUGAUAUAAAGGAUCAUGUUAAGGACGUACACGUCUCACAGAAAUUGAAAUCAAACAAUAAAUUUAUUUAUCUGAAUUUGACCACUGAGGAGGAAGAAAAUUUCUGUAUUGAGUUGAGCGGUGCAGGUUUCAGAAUCGUUGGAAACACUUUUGAUGAUGAUUCUCAACCAAGAACUAAAAUUUAUGAGACUCCUUAUUCACUGUUGGAUGAAAUAAGCCCUAAAUAUCGAGAGUCAUUUGGAACAUCACUUGUAAAUAAACUGAAAGCCUUACAGAACACUUAAACUAAGUGGUGCAAUCAGUCAUUUGUAUACCAUUAUGUACUACAAAACUUAUAUGCUUGCAUAAACAAAGGUUUUAGAACA
This is a messenger RNA of Schistocerca gregaria, 1783 nucleotides long. RefSeq names its product broad-complex core protein isoforms 1/2/3/4/5-like. The record is from RefSeq and is a predicted model, not a curated record. Gene Ontology annotation, biological process: regulation of transcription by RNA polymerase II. Gene Ontology annotation, cellular component: nucleus. The transcript is spliced from 8 exons. Gene Ontology annotation, molecular function: protein binding; DNA binding. Bases 177 to 1184 code for a protein of 335 amino acids. Lineage: Eukaryota; Metazoa; Arthropoda; Insecta; Orthoptera; Acrididae.